Pteropus alecto (black flying fox) is the source of this 2595-nucleotide messenger RNA. RefSeq names its product kinesin family member 18B (gene KIF18B). Gene Ontology annotation, biological process: microtubule-based movement. The record is from RefSeq and is a predicted model, not a curated record. Lineage: Eukaryota; Metazoa; Chordata; Mammalia; Chiroptera; Pteropodidae. Bases 169 to 2595 code for a protein of 808 amino acids. The transcript is spliced from 16 exons. Gene Ontology annotation, molecular function: microtubule binding; microtubule motor activity; ATP binding.
GCCAACCUGGCUAGUUUGAAAGCUUGGCGCGGGCGGAGGUUGGAGCUAGUGAGGUGGGGGUGUGGGGUGCACUCUCCUGUAGCCCGGGGCUCCUGUCUGCGGCGGAGGGACCCUGCAGCAAGCGGCGACACCAGCGGCGGGGAACCGACAAAGGGUGUUGCCGUGGUGAUGGCAGUGGAGGACAGCGUGGUUCGGGUUGUGGUGCGGGUCCGGCCCCCAACCGCAAGGGAGUUGGAGAGCCAGCGGCGGCCUGUGGUUCAGGUGGUGGACGAGCGGGUACUGGUCUUUGACCCUGAGGAGCCCUAUGGGGGCUUUCUUGGCCUGAAAUGGGGCAGCGCCCAUGAUGGCCCCAAGAAGAAGGGCAAAGACCUGACGUUUGUGUUUGACCGGGUCUUUGGCGAGGCGGCCACCCAACGGGAUGUGUUCCAGCACACCACCCACAGCAUCCUGGACAGCUUCCUCCAGGGCUACAACUGCUCAGUGUUUGCCUAUGGGGCCACUGGGGCCGGGAAGACACACACCAUGCUGGGAAGAGAGGGGGACCCUGGCAUCAUGUACCUGACCACCAUGGAACUGUAUAGGCGCCUGGAGGCCCGCCAGGAGGAGAAGCAAUUUGAGGUGCUCAUCAGCUACCAGGAGGUGUACAAUGAGCAGAUCCACGACCUCCUGGAGCCCAAGGGGCCACUUGCCAUCCGUGAGGACCCCGACAAGGGGGUUAUGGUGCAAGGACUUUCUUUCCACCAGCCAACUUCAGCUGAGCAGCUGCUGGAGAUGCUGACCAGAGGGAACCGAAACCGUACGCAGCACCCCACUGACGCCAAUGCCACUUCCUCCCGCUCCCAUGCCAUCUUCCAGAUCUUUGUGAAACAGCAGGACCGAGUUCCGGGUCUGACCCAGGCCCUUCGUGUGGCCAAGAUGAGCCUGAUUGACCUAGCUGGCUCAGAGCGGGCAUCCAGCACCCACGCGAAGGGGGAGCGGCUGCGGGAGGGUGCCAACAUCAACCGCUCUCUGCUGGCCCUCAUCAACGUGCUCAACGCCCUGGCUGAUGCAAAGGGCCGCAAGUCUCACGUGCCCUACAGAGACAGCAAACUGACCCGCCUUCUCAAGGACUCCAUUGGGGGUAACUGCCGCACAGUGAUGAUCGCUGCCGUCAGCCCCUCUGGCCUGACCUAUGAGGACACUUAUAACACACUCAAGUACGCCAACCGGGCCAAGGAAAUCAAACUCUCGCUGAAGAGCAACACGAUCAGCCUGGACUGUCACUUCAGCCAGUACGCCACCAUCUGCCAGCAACUCCAGGCUGAGGUGGCCACCCUGAGGGAGAAGCUUCAAGUGUAUGAGGCGGGAGCCCGGGGCCCACAACAGGACCUCCCACAGCCCCCCAGAUCGGGCUCUCCACAACAGCCUCUUCCCAGCUCCUCCCCACCAUCCUGCCUUCCCAGCCAGCCCCGCACCCCGGAACUCCACCCAGGGCCUGCAGUCGUUCAAGAAGACAGCCUGGGGACAGAGGCCCAGGUGGAGAGGGUCAUGAAAGGGAACUCUUCAGACCAGGAGCAGGCCUCUGAGGACAAGAAUGAAGGCCCAGCCCAGGAGGUUCCAAUCCAGGUGCCAAAGCAGAGCCUCGGACACCCUCCGCCAGGGUCCCCUGGCCUGACUCUGCAGCCCAAGCCAGUCAUGGACCACCUCUCACCACAAAACCUGGAAGGGGAUAGUUCUAAGCAGCUGGCGCUGAAGGUGCUGCGCCUGGCCCAGCGGCAGUACGCCCUGCUCCAAGCAGCCAACCUCCUGACCCCUGACAUGAUCGCAGAAUUUGAGACCCUGCAGCAGCUGGUGCAAGAGGAAAACACUGGGCCUGCAACGGAGGCCUCGGGGGCUCCUGGUUUGGCCAAGAGUGCACCCCUGGCACAGGAGCUGUGUUCAGAGUCAAAGUCUCCAGGAUACUCGGGCCCUGUGACCAGGACCAUGGCAAGACAACUGAGUGGCCGCAUGCACAUUCUGGGGGUCCCACAUGAGCCAGACCACACCCCAGCCCAGAUAUCUCCACGGCCCGUGGAGAAGAAGAGGAGGAGGAGGCUGAGCCCCUCAGAGCAAGACGGUCCCCCAGCCAUGAGGCCGGGGACCAAGCGCCAGCGCCAGUCCUUCCUGCCCUGCCUGAGGAGGGGGUCUCUGCCUGAGGCUCAGCCUUUGUUGGGACCGACCACCCCCAAAGGGAGAAGGGUCUCUUCUCCUUGCCACUCUCCUCGAUUCUGCCCAGCCACAGUCAUCAAAAGCCGGGUGCCUCUGGGCCCUUCUGCUCUGCAGAACUGCUCCACUCCUCUGGCCCCGCCUGCUCGGGACCUCAACGCCACCUUUGAUCUCUCUGAGGAGCCCCCCUCAAAGCUGGGUUUCCAUGAACGUGCUGGCUGGGAGAACGUCCCCCAGGAACUGAAAAGGCUGGAUCAGCCCUUCAUCCCCAGUGGACCUGUGCCCCUGUUCACCAUGAAGGGCCCCAGGCCAGCACCUUCCUUCCCUGGGACCUCAGCCCGCAAGAAGAGGCGCGUUGUGAGUUCCUCAGUUUCCCGCCGUCGUCGCCUUGCCCGUCCCCAGACGACGUAG